Dipodomys spectabilis (banner-tailed kangaroo rat) is the source of this 441-nucleotide messenger RNA. Its product is annotated as golgin subfamily A member 6-like protein 6. The record is from RefSeq and is a predicted model, not a curated record. NCBI's taxonomy places the organism in Eukaryota, Metazoa, Chordata, Mammalia, Rodentia, Heteromyidae. The transcript is spliced from 2 exons. The coding region runs from base 1 to 441 and encodes 146 amino acids.
AUGUCUGCUUAUAAGGAAGAAGACCCAGGCUUUCGAGACCAGGAACAAGCUGAUAGCGACAUGAUCCGUGAGCCCAGGCAAAUUAUUCUCCAUAUGCUGCCGCUAGACGAAGCCAACGAUGACAUCGAUGGCGCAGCUGCUCUUCUGGUCUCCCAGGCCGUGGCAAUAGCUAUCAGUGAGGAGGAGAGUGAGGAGGAGGAGGUUUGGCCCGAGGUUGAUGAAAUGUGGCCCGCUGAGGAGAUCUGGCCUGAUGUCGAGGAAGCGUGGCCCGGUGUGGAAGAGGUCUGGCCUGACGUAGAGGAGGGGUGGUAUGUGUGGAGAGCUGAACAGGAGGAUGAGAACGAGGAAGGCCAGGAGGAGGAGGAUGAAGAGAGAGUUUACAACAAUGAGGAACAGGAUGAAGAACAGGGAGAUCAAGGACAUUUCGGGAUUGAUUAUUGA